AUGGUUUACAAACAGCUUAACUCAUCGCUUUUCCUUACCCCAAAGCUUCUUUAUGUUGCAGUGAACGUAGAGUAUUUCCUGUUCUACAAUCUGCGCCAGAACUUUUUGACGUCCAAAGGAGUAAAGGACGGGCUACAAACACUCACGCUUGUUUUUAUGCUUCUUAGCACGUUUUUCAGCAACAUGGGGAUAGCAUACAUUUCAGAUAAGCUGCAGAGGCCUAAGAGUAUUCUUAUGUUCUGUCUGUUUUUCUCGUCUUUGCUGUUCCAAGUGCUGCUUCUCCCAAUUCCCCCAGUUUGUGUGUCUAUUGCAUUCAUUAUGUACUCCAUGUUCAUCCUCUCAACACUGCCCCUCCUGGACAGAAUCGUGCUGGAGUAUCUACAGAAAGUCAUGCAGGCGCCGGCGUCUCUGUACGGAAGACAGCGCAUGUUUGGAACGCUCACGUACUGCAUCAUAAACUAUCUGGUCGAGUUUCUUGUGUUCCCAAGAGGCACAAAAAACAGCCAGACGGGAAACUACUCGAGUCUGUGCAUCCCAUACAUUGUAUGCGCGGCUAUAGCCGGCGGGCUUGUGUAUCUUCUGGCGCCCGCUGAUAGAGUCAGAAGAACAACAUCGUCUGCAUCAAGGACUCGCAAUCCGCCGCAGUUUACAAAAGUGCUGAAAAAUCCAGCAUACAUGUUCUUUUUGCUGAUUAUACUUAUGAACGGGGUAACCAGAGGAGUUAUGAGCAUGUAUCUAAGUAGCUACUACAAAAACAUUCUCGACUUCAACAAUUUCAAGCCGCCCACAUCGUUGCCGUUGUACAUGCAGUCAGCCCUGGACGUGUUUUAUGCCAACCCCAUGGCUACAUGCAGCAUGUUUGGAAUCAUUUUGGAAAUAGCAAUAUUCUUUUUGUCCAAGCCGCUAUUAGGCAUGUUUGGGCUGUACUGGUCGUUCUUGUUUUCGCAGACCGCGCAAGGCCUGCGGUUUGUUCUCUACACGUACGUUACAGAAAAAGACCCGUACAGGUUUGAAAAGUGCUGCGCAAUAGAGCUCCUAAAGGGAGUCAACUUUGGACUUACCCAUCUUUCAGGCGUGCAGCUGGCGGUGCUUCUUGUGCCCAGCAACCUGAAGUCUACCAGCCAAAUGAUAUACACGGGGACCUUUGUGUGCCUGGGGACAGUGGCAGGAGUUAUAGCAGGAUACUUCCUGAAAAUAGACACAUUUGAAGGCAACCAGAGCAUGUUCACCGCAUGCGCCUUGCUUUCGCUAGCAGCAGUUGUGCUCAUCAUACUUAAGUACGGAAUUUUAGAUGGGAAGCUGUGGGGCCGUAGAGCCACUGAAAUACCGCAGGCUCCAAUUUCAGCCCAGACAACACACACGACCUUGUCCGGGAAAGACAUAGAAAAAGGUACGCCAUUGUCUGCAAAAUAG
Nematocida major is the source of this 1413-nucleotide messenger RNA. RefSeq lists its product as uncharacterized. The record is from RefSeq and is a predicted model, not a curated record. Gene Ontology annotation, cellular component: membrane. The transcript has a single exon. Lineage: Eukaryota; Fungi; Microsporidia. The coding region runs from base 1 to 1413 and encodes 470 amino acids.